AUGGCCCAGGCUGACGCCGCCACCGCUUCAGAGCCUGCGAACGCCAGCGCAGCGACAGCGACCCCGAAGAAGGCUGCUUCAGCGCCCGAGAAGAAGUACAAAUGCCAAUAUUGUAAUCGAGCCUUCAGCAGAAGUGAACACCGCAGUCGACACGAACGAUCGCACACGAAGGAACGUCCCUUCAAGUGCCAGAAAUGUCGUAGCACCUUCGUCCGUCGCGAUCUGCUCUUACGCCACGAUAGGACCGUCCAUGCAAAGGAUGGCGGUGUACCCCUUCAAUCUGAAGGCAGAAAGAGAACGGGAACAGGCGCAGGGACGAAGACGACGCCCUCAACGGCCGCUACGUCCAAGCCUUCAAUAAGUCUUGAACCGGGGACUUUGGAGCAGAUAGAGGCUAGCAGCGAUGGUAUGCUCGACCUUGAAACUGCCGCCAUGUUGAUGACAGACUUCCAACACAAGGCGGCAGCAGCAGCAUCAGUAAACGGCCACGUUCAGAACGGCGAGAGCGCAAUCCCCGACUACUCUCCAGAUCGAAGCUCGCUUCUCGAAUCGUCAGACUAUCUCGCCGGUCCUAACGGUCUCCCACACAUGCCUUGGGACACCUUUAUGCCUCACGGCCCGUCAGAACCGAAAGCGCAUUCCAUGUCGAGCAUUUCGUCGCAAGAUAACCUUUCACAGCCUCCUUUCGUUCACAUGGGAUCGAUACAACCGCAUCAGUCUCAGUUGCCGCCCAUCAUGGAACGACAAACCUCCUUGGGUAGUUCACUGCCGCCAACAUUCCACUCUUUGCCCGACACCUUCCCGGUCUCGGGGACGCCGACACCCAAUGCACUCUCUCCCUUUCCCUCGAUGACAGGGCCUGUAUCGCCAGUGAACUAUCGCAAGUCUCCUGGGCCAGCCCAACCCCUUUCCUUACCCAAAGCUCCGCAGUUGAACAAUGAUGACGAGAGAGCUAUCAUUGCUAACCAGCUAGGUGGAGAUAUCACCCUGCCUUCCCUACCCUCAAUGAACCUAUAUUUGACCACCUACUUCAAUCUCUUUCAUCACCACAUGCCCUUCCUGCACCCUGUCACCUUUCGUCCUGAAAAUUGUCAACCGGCACUUCUACUUGCUAUCCUGUCCAUCGGCGCUCUGUACAAUUUCGAACAGGAACAAGCCUACCUACUGCACCAUGGUUCUAAGAAACUUGUCAACCAAUUUCUCCAGAAUAAGGACAACUUUGAUUCUCGAAAGUGCCCUCUCUGGACUAUGCAAAGUACUUUACUGAACAUGGUCUUCGAAAGCUGGAGUGGUGGCUCACAAGGCCUCGAAUGGGCUUGUUCUAUCAAGAGCUUGCUCGCCAAUAUGGUCGCGGGCAAUAAGUACGAAUUGAAGUUGCGUAUCGAUGGUCGCGCUGGCGCACCUCCGACACAUGAUCAGUGGGUCAAUGAAGAGGGUUGUCGGCGCACUUAUUAUGCCGUCUAUAUCUUCUUCGGCAUGCUGACUCUAACAUACAACCACACUCCGGCUAUCAGCUUCAACGAGUUCGAUACAUUGCCACUGCCUUCUUCCGAGUCGUUAUGGAAUAUUGAGCCUGCAGACGAGGACUCCUGGCAAGAUAUUUUCGCAGCCUCUCCCACCAUUACUGUUCGAGAAGCAUACGACAGUCUCUUUCAAGGAGAUGCCGCCAGAUACAGUGCUUUUGCAACUCGAGUGAUGAUCAAUGCAUUGUUCCUAGAGGUCUGGAAUCUGCGAAGAAGUUUCGAAUCGCUGCAGGAUGUGGUUCUGGAAUGGAAGAUUCGCAUUGCUUUAGAAACGUGGGAACGAUCACUGGAUCUGUGCGAGCCUGAAAUCAUCGUUGUUCCUCUCAGCACACCCCACAAAAGCCACCCUCUGAUCUUCAACUCGAUGGCUGUGUACCGCAACACCCGUGCCUUCCUCGAAGUCGAUCUCAAAGAUGUCCAAGAAGCGUUGCGAUACCACAACUCGUAUGAGAUUGCCGGCGCCAUGUCGUCGGCGCGCGACAAUGUCAAGAGAACCAAAGAAAUGAUCAAGGUUGUCGAACAAUGCUACGAGUGCAUGGAAAUCGUUGCCAUGCAGGGUAUCAAUUGGGUCACCAAGACAUCAUCUACCAAUUGGAGUAUUGAACAUCCUCUUUGUGGACUGGAUCUCAUUACCAUAUUAAGCCUAUGGCUGUAUCGCAUUGAGCAUGAUGAUCAAGAAGCCACUGAUGAAGAGCUUGCCAUGUAUAUGAGAGUACGUGGAUUAUUCGAUGAUGACGCCGUGGACGCGAACGGAUCACGUCUCAGCUCCACGGUGGCUCGUGUCUGGGGCUCAAUGCUGGACGGUGUGGUUGUUUGGGGCAUCUCAAAAACCAUGGGCGAGUCAUUCAAACUACAUUCCCAAGCUUUGAUUGGUUAUGUCGAUGAGCUCUCAUUAGACCAUGUCACGGGAAUGCAAGUCGACCAGAACCUUAUGGACAUGGCAACGACAUACUGA
Exophiala spinifera is the source of this 2478-nucleotide messenger RNA. RefSeq lists its product as uncharacterized. Bases 1 to 2478 code for a protein of 825 amino acids. Gene Ontology annotation, molecular function: RNA polymerase II cis-regulatory region sequence-specific DNA binding; DNA-binding transcription factor activity, RNA polymerase II-specific; zinc ion binding. The transcript has 4 exons. Gene Ontology annotation, cellular component: chromatin. The record is from RefSeq and is a predicted model, not a curated record. Gene Ontology annotation, biological process: regulation of transcription by RNA polymerase II; DNA-templated transcription. Lineage: Eukaryota; Fungi; Ascomycota; Eurotiomycetes; Chaetothyriales; Herpotrichiellaceae.